AGUGUUGAUACGCGGCGCACCCCGUUUCUUUUCCCCACUUACCAACUUCGGACCGGCACCCUCAUUGCUCUUUCCUUCUACUUUCAUCUAGACAAGUCUCGGCAAUAUGCCCUACAAACUUUCUGCUACCCUCGCCGCUCACACUUCAGACGUGCGCGGAGUAGUGUCACCGACCAACGACCUCGUCUUGUCGGCAUCAAGAGAUUCUACCGCGAUUUUGUGGCAACGUUCUUCAUCGUCGUCGCCCUUUGCUCCCGAGUCGGUGUUGCGUGCGGGGUCGCGAUACGUAAACGCGGUGGCAUAUAUCUCACCAUCCGUUCAAAAAGGAUAUGCGGUUACUGGUGGACAAGACACCGUGAUUAACGUCUUCUCGCUGGAUUCUCCCAAGGACGAUCCCGAUUACACAUUGUUAGGUCAUUCGGAGAAUGUUUGUACAUUGGAUGUGUCGCCUGGUGGUACUAUUAUAUCGGGGUCGUGGGACAGGACAGCAAAAGUAUGGAAAUCCUUCCAGUUGGCGUACGACUUGAAGGGACACAGCCAGUCUGUGUGGGCAGUCCUGGCUGUAGAUGAAGAGCAGUUCCUGACAGCGUCCGCCGAUAAAACCAUCAAACUGUGGCAACAGCAUAAAUGCGUCUCCACCUACACCGGUCACCGUGACGCCGUUCGCGGCUUGGCCCUGGUUCCUGACAUUGGCUUCGCUUCUUGCUCCAAUGAUAGCGAAAUUCGUGUUUGGACACUUGGUGGCGACCUCAUCCAUUCAUUAUCGGGCCAUACAUCCUUUGUUUACAGCCUAUCCGUACUACCCAAUGGUGAUAUCGUUUCUGGCGGCGAGGACCGAUCUGUUCGCGUUUGGAAAGAUGGAGAAUGCGCCCAAGUCAUCACACACCCUGCUAUAUCCGUAUGGGCUGUGUCCUCAAUGCCCAAUAGUGAUAUUGUUAGCGGCUGUAGUGACGGAGUAGUACGCGUCUUCAGUGCCUCCGAAGAGCGUUGGGCAUCGGAAGCAGACUUGAAAGCAUACGAUAGUGCUGUAGCUAGUCAAACGCUUCCCUCCCAGCAGGUAGGCGACGUGAAGAAGAGCGACCUUCCCGGCCCAGAGGCUCUGAAUACUCCAGGUGAUGCGCCCGGUAAGGUCAAGAUGAUCCGAAAUGGUGAUGUUGUGGAAGCGCACGAGUGGGAUGCCACCAGUUCCACAUGGAAGAAGAUUGGAGAUGUUGUUGAUGCAGUGGGUCAGGGCCGGCGACAGCUUCAUGAAGGCAAGGAAUAUGACUAUGUAUUUGACGUUGACAUUCAAGACGGGGUGCCUCCUUUGAAGCUCCCUUAUAACGCCUCCGAAAACCCAUAUGCUGCUGCACAACGGUUCCUUGAAAAGAACGACCUACCGCUAAGCUAUAUCGAUCAAGUCGUACAGUUCAUCGAGAAGAAUACUUCCGGCGUGAAUCUGGGGUCCGGUGGAGAGGACUAUGUGGACCCAUUUACGGGCGCGUCCCGGUAUAGAAGUUCUGCAGCUUCUGUUCCCGCUUCAGGGCCUCCAUCAGCCUACGUCGAUCCUUAUACCGGCGCUUCUCGGUAUAUGGCGAGUUCUUCCACUCCCGCGACGGCUCAACCUGCUUCCUCCUCUGCCUACAUGGAUCCCUUCACUGGCGCGUCAAGGUACUCCGGUGCACCAGCCCAAAGCGCACCCCCGCCGCCCAAACCGUCAAUUCUGCCAGUUCCGAUUCCUCUGUCGUUCAAGCAGGCCAAUGUUUCUGCCAUGCAAAGCAAGCUCUUUGAGUUUAAUGAUAGCCUGAGCCAUGAAAUUUCGACUGCCACGUUGGCCAUGUACCCUCAGGAAAUCACCGCUGUCGAUGAGCUCUUUGUCUAUUUGUCAAGCGUCUCGCCGACGUCAUCAGGACCCUCAUUGAUGUCUGCUUCACAUGUCGAUGCUAUCUCACGCGUCCUAGAAAGAUGGCCUCAGUCCCAGUUGUUCCCUGUUCUUGACUUAGCUCGCCUCAUGGCCGGGUUCUGCCCGGACGUUUUCGCAUCUCCCGAUGUGAGGAGCCAGUUCCUAAAAGCCCUACUCAAGGCCGGGGAAUGGGAGGCUCCUUGGGAGUCUCCUUUAAGCAGGAGCCGACAGACAAACGUGUCACUUGUUUUGAGGACAUUGGCGAAUACGCUUCAGGAGACGGCCCAGACAGACGAGACGUGGCCCAACGAGAUAUUACAAGCUUUGGACGCGGUCGAUUUCCCUACGUUGGAUAAGAGAAACCGGCUCCCGUUGGCUUCCCUUUUGUUCAACAUCUCAUGUCUAGCCCUUCGCGCACAACUACCCCCAGACCAGCGUGAGCUCCACAUCACAUUGGCACUUCGGCUUCUACGGCUCGAGGUUAAUGAGUCGGAAGCUGUUUACCGUGGGCUCGUCGGGCUUGGCAACGUGCUGGUUGCACUGAAAAGACAGGGCUCGACUACCUCUCAGGUGAACGACAUUCCGCCAAUUCUCGCUUCCCUGCAAAGCAAGUAUCCGGAGGAGCGGGUUUUGAAUAUAAUUCGAGAGAUCUCUGCAUUGUGAAGAUGGAAUUCUGGGUCUGUUUAUGUUUUUGUUUUCAUAUUCUCUUCGGGUGUUCAUGGAUUUAGACUCUGGACGAUAAUUCGAGAGCUCGUCUCUAUAUGAUAUCAGAUUUCUUCCCUCCUACCGAUCCAUGCCAGGUUUA
Desarmillaria tabescens is the source of this 2687-nucleotide messenger RNA. Its product is annotated as phospholipase A-2-activating protein. Bases 107 to 2545 code for a protein of 812 amino acids. Gene Ontology annotation, molecular function: ubiquitin binding. Gene Ontology annotation, cellular component: cytoplasm; nucleus. Lineage: Eukaryota; Fungi; Basidiomycota; Agaricomycetes; Agaricales; Physalacriaceae. Gene Ontology annotation, biological process: ubiquitin recycling; proteasome-mediated ubiquitin-dependent protein catabolic process. The record is from RefSeq and is a predicted model, not a curated record. The transcript is spliced from 18 exons.